Messenger RNA from Rangifer tarandus platyrhynchus (Svalbard reindeer), 309 nucleotides. The record is from the annotation of a GenBank genome assembly. Lineage: Eukaryota; Metazoa; Chordata; Mammalia; Artiodactyla; Cervidae.
AUGAGAGUCCUCGACCUGGAGGAUGAUCUGUGGACUGCCACUGAGUCAUCGGAUAGGGAGGUGCCCACUGCCAACCCCCACCACAGGCCCCUGUUCGGACCUGGUUUCCAGAAUAAUAAUUUCCAGUUUGAAAUAGUUAUUACAAACCGGUCUGCAGGCCUGGUGACGACACCUACUUGUUGCUCCGUGAAGUUUUCCCGGGGAAUGAAGCCUCAGUGCCCACCUUUCACCCGUCAAACCCAGCCAGGUGGCACCAGGAAGUGGAGAAGGUUGGAAGGCAGACAGACAGAUGGACAGAAAGAGGAAUGA